Vigna unguiculata (cowpea) is the source of this 533-nucleotide messenger RNA. NCBI's taxonomy places the organism in Eukaryota, Viridiplantae, Streptophyta, Magnoliopsida, Fabales, Fabaceae. The record is from RefSeq and is a predicted model, not a curated record.
UUUUUCAAUCAUCAAUUCCGUUGUUUGUGUUAGAGAUUAUAUGUCUUGUCAAACAUACCUACCUUAAUUACUAGCUUUAGUUUUCUUGAUUUUAGUGGAAGUUUGAGAAAUGAAUAGAUUUUCUUUUUAUGUACAUCGCUUAUUGCAUUGAAGUGGUUGAAGGUGAUCAAGGGAUGGUAGAAAUGGUUGGUGGUGCAGCUAACCCUGAAAACAGUCCAUCAUUAACCCUUUUAUUAGAAGGUCAUGAAGCAGAAAAUGGUCAUGGUGUUGUGACUACUUUAGAAAGUAAAUGUGAUGAGUUUAUAUCCGAUCUAACAAGUAAGGAAGAGGACAUUCAAGGACAAUUACAAUUGAUGGAGUCACGUGGCAAGGAGCGCAAGAGAAACGUUGAUGAGUGGUUGAAAGAACUACAGAACAUGAAACAAAGAGCUAUCGAUGUGAAAAAGUAACUGAAUCAGUUUAGCUGCUCUAACUUCAAUGUGCAACAUGUACAAUAUAAUUUAUAUUUUUUGAUUUUAGAGAUGGAAGCGCAU